This is a messenger RNA of Cimex lectularius (bed bug), 4244 nucleotides long. Its product is annotated as cilia- and flagella-associated protein 65-like. The coding region runs from base 138 to 4211 and encodes 1357 amino acids. The transcript has 21 exons. The record is from RefSeq and is a predicted model, not a curated record. NCBI's taxonomy places the organism in Eukaryota, Metazoa, Arthropoda, Insecta, Hemiptera, Cimicidae.
UUGAAGCAUUUUAAAGCUUAGCUAAGUUAAAAGCACAUGUUACAAUUUGCAAACAUAUGAAUCACUGGAAUUCUCCAUUAGAAACUUGUUAAAUAGACUUUUUUUAUACAUUGUUGAACUAGGGUGGUGCCUAAAAAAUGUCAACAAAUGAAAACAUUGUCCAAUACAGAAAGGUCGACUUCGGCACUGUCAUACCGGGCUGUAUAUACACGAGGAAAGUGAAAGUCAAAUCACGUUUCAAACUUCCGUUUGUUGGAAACCUCAUUGUUCACCCGCUGAAUGAUGUCUACAUAACGAUUAAAUCGACCAAGCCUGAGGAUGAAAGUGAAAACACGUACAUUAUCACUUUUGCUCCAAUACUGCCGCAUCACAUUUAUACCGCAUAUCAGUAUUUGUUCGGUGUCGAAGAAAAUGCACAAGAAGCAUUAUGCCUACAAGGAGCAACAACAGGUCCUACAGUUGAAUUAAAGCCGAAAAAGCUCACCUUCUUCACAUACGACAGCUUCCCUGUACGGAGUUAUUUAAUAGAAAUGAAAAAUACAUCAAAAUGUUUAGAAACUUUCAUGUGGGAUUACGAUGGCAACCAAAGUGAAAUAGUAUUUCAGCCAUCAAGGGGUGUUAUUCGUGGCGGCGAAGUUUUAAAAUUUGUAGUCACUUUCACGCCAAGGAGAUAUGGCCUGUACUUUCGAUGGAUGUUCUGUCUGCUUUCAAUGCAUGAGCCGUUGAUGAUUGAAAUUUCAUGCUUGCACGUAAAAAAACAAAUCAAAACGAACUUAAAAAAUUUCAUAACUUACGCACAGCCAUUUCCAGCAUUUCCAACUAUGUACUGCAGAUAUGUGAAUGAUAUAGCGAAGAAAACAGCACCAGAGAGUAAACCUUUGAUAACUUUAAGUCAUAGAUAUCUUGAUCUUGGAUGCGUAUGGCUUGAUGGAAAUGAAACCAACAAAUUACAAGAUCUUCAAAUAACAAGUUAUCUAUAUACUGAAGUGCAAAUAGUCUGGGACACUGAUCAAGCAGGUAUAUUUUCAAUAAAGCCAAAACAUGCUUUACUGCAAAGGACAGGGAAAUUCACCUUUAGUGUUGAAUUUAAGCCCAAACAUCCAGAAAUGCUUUAUUCGGCUGAACUACACGGAUCGAUUUUGUGGGGAAGCGGGUUUGAAUUUAUAGUCCCUCUUCCAUUAACAGUCAAUCUUAUAGGUAACUCUUUUCCUCCAAAUAGCUGCAGCUGGGAGCCUUUUAUUAAUAUUAACAAACGUAAAGUUGUCGUACCGACGACAAUCCCUGGGGUACCGACUUACACAUCUUUUAUGAUCCAGAAGACAAACGAUCUACCUAUUCAGUUCAAAGUGUAUCCCACGGACAAGAAAAUCAUUUCUCAAUUUGUCGUGAAGCCCAGGAAAGGGAUAAUGUUGGAAGAGACGCAAAUUUUUAUAGUGCAAAUGUUUCCCGGAGAUAAAACGGAUGAGCCAUGUCUUGAAAAUUGGACAUUAUUAUUAAAUCUUGUACAUACGAUCCCUCUUCAGUUUUGUGGAACUGUUGAAAAGCCAUUCUUAAAGGUUGGAAAAGAUAAAGAUAUUGUUUUCCCAAUCACUCAGUUAAAAGUGGAAAACACACGCUGUAUACCCAUAAAAAAUCCAACUUGCUUACACCUCAAGUACAGAUGUAAAGAAAAUAAACUUCCGAACACAUUCUUAUACAACAAAGAUAUUCAUACAAUUGGACCGGGGGAAGAACAAUUGAUGGAUUUCACAUUUCGUCCGACGGAACUUGGCCAAUUUCAAUGCACUGUCUCUGUAGAGAUUGAACUGUGGAACAGAGACUAUCCAGACCCGAGAAAAGAAGCAAGGACUGAAACAAUCUUGUAUUUAAUCGGUUUGAGCGAAAAAGCAGACAUAACUUGUCUACCGGAUUAUUUGCUUAUCGAUGAUGUAUUGAAGACGAUGUACGGAGAGGAAAGAUUCAAACUUAUUAACAAUAGCAGAAGCACAAGUUGCGUAUUACUGGAAUGCCUUCCAAGAGCCAUUGGAUCCCAUGCAGGACUUACAGAAUUCAUUCCCAACAACAUCGUACUGGCUCCUCAUGACUCAAUAAUGGUAACUGUGCGCUGCAGAGGUGACUACGUUGGCUUGCAGACGCUCAAGAUAGUGUACACGAUAUACACUUCACAAGAAUUCAACGUCAAAAGCACUGGGGAGCAGAUAUUCCUUUUGGCCCUGGACUUCUGCUGUACAUUCCCAAUGCUGAGGAUCAUGGAUAUUCGGUACAAGACGAUGUGUAAAUGCUUGCCAAAAAUCGAAGUGUGGUCUAUGCUGAUGAUAAACAAGCUGAACGAGCAAUUGUCAAAGGCUUAUCUACAUCGAGACCAAAAGGCGUACAUGAAGUUUCCUGAAGACUCGAACGAAACGCCAUUCUUUGUAGUGCAGAUGCUUAUCAAAAAUAUCAGCCCUGUUCCAACUCACUUAGAGGUCGGCUAUAUCAAAUCUUGUGAGUGCAACGAUGACCGGGUGGCGCAAAGAAAGGGGUCUAAAUUCUCUUACAAGACGUGCAACCAUCCUCAAGAAUUUUCUUCAAUAACUUUCAGCAAAUUGAUCAAUCCUUGCAGCGAAACGAUAGUCGAGUUAAAGGCAAAGUAUAACUACAACGUUCAAAACUACUUUAGGGUAAUGUGGAACAUCAAACCUGCCAAAGUGAACUGUCCAGAACUAACAAGUACUUUCACUUUUUUCAUUCAAAGACGGAUUUUGAUGAAACCGGACAAAGCUAGUCUUGAUUUGUUUUCUCCUGGACCGCAAAGAGAUUUUCACAUAACUCUGGAUCCGGUGUACAUUGGAGAUUCAAAUCUUUACGCCCAGAUUAUUUGGUUAUACAACAACUCUCAAAAAGACAUAGCUUACAACUGUGAAUGGGCAGAGGGUGAAAAUGUAAUUUUUAAAGUUUUCAACCCAGAUGCAAAGGUUUUGGCUGUUAGCCGACAUCCGCUCCUUAUUAUGUUCCGCCCUUAUGAGUUAAUAUUAUAUAAAGCUACGCUGUUAAUUCACACAUCUGAACGUGACGUAUCACUUUCAGUUACAUUAAAAGGAAAAGGCCGUAUCGAAAGUGAGACUGGACAGUCUAUAACACUGAGCAAGCAGAUGCCAGUAACAAACUUAUUCCCAGAUGAGAAUUUCCUCCAAGCUGAACUUUCAGUCAGCCAUAUCAAUUUGGAUCCGAUGCCGACGCAUUCUUUUACCAAGACGGUUUUCUUCUUGAAGAACAACACAUCAGAUCAUUUGGAAUACGAUUGGCGCAGGACAUUGGUAUGGGGAAUCGUUCAUCUUUCCGUUCACCCAAACCACGGGACGUUAGCUCCAGGGCAAUUGAUCGCAUGCCAUCUUCUAGUGAGAAGUUUAAGAUUUCCUUGCAGGUCAAACAUAGCGAUCGAGUGUAUCCUUAGAAAUCUUAAGGACACUAAAAGGUACUACGACAAGAAAAAGUAUUUGGGUAAAUUAUCUCGUACAUUCGAUGCUUGUUUUACAAUCUGCAAUGAAGGGGAGAUCAACAAUGUCACACACUACCAUAACCCGCGUAUUGGCCUGAAAACCGGAGCUGCUCCUUUGAACACUUACCUUUGUAUCGGUAUCAGCAUUUUCAUAUACAGCGGAGAACUGCAGGAUUUGAUGUUUCCAUCGCUUGAUGUGCAACAUAAGCUGUUUCCCAGCCGGCGGCUAGACACAUUUGAUUCAUUGGAAGAACUGCAAAUAGAAGAAGACGAAAGUAAAAUUCUGAUGCAGAUUCUCAUUAGAGCACUCAGUGAUGUUUUCAAGCAAGGUAAUUUCUUGGCUGCUGUUCAGAAAAAUCCAAGAGUUUUAAAAUACUACGAAAUAGACAAAUAUUCAGAAGAGUUAUUAGAACCGGUGCUUCAGAGUACCAACAUGGCGUCAGUCAUAUGCAACAUCCUUUACAAAAACUUUUUAAGUUUAUUUUCAUUGGAGGGCAUUCCGGCUCAUGAUGAGGUGACAACAAAGCAAAUGAAAAGAGCAAAGAAAUUACCUUUAAAUAAUACUUACUACAAAGACCUCAUUUUCCAUGAUGUAAACCCAGCGAUGUCUGGACCAACUGCAGAUCUUACCAAAAGCCCUUCUAUGUCAGUUUCGAUGGCUGCUAUUAGAGAAUAUUCUGGUUUCCUUAAUGCAAAAGACAUGCAACAUGGCGAUUAUUAUGGCCCUUUCUAGAUGUUUAAUAAAUAAUUUUUAAUUUGAAUACAA